AUGAAAGGUCACGAAAUUCAAUCAUAUUUAAUUUAUUUGUGCACAUUUGUUGCUAUGAUAUCUUGUAAUUUAGACUGUCCUGUUGAUUCAAUUUACAAUGAAUUUGACAAUGCGUGUAUACCAUUGAACCUGAUAUUGCGUGAUGACAUAAAUAUUGACGAAAUUUGCACGGGUAUAUUUUUUUCUCCGAGACCACAUCCAGAAGACAAAACCCUUUAUAUUGGAUGUAUGAGAGGUUUGCCUAUGAUUUUGAGAUGCUAUGAAAAUGAAAUUUUUGAAGAAACUCAGCUUGAAUGCAUUUUUCGAAUUCCUGAAACUACAACUGAACUUAUAAUAACGACAACCACUGAAAUUCCUACUGAACCUAUAACAACGACACGGACAGAAGUUUUAACGGAACCAACAACCACAAAACCGAAAAAUCCAUGUGAAGGAAUUACAACCGGACAAAUUCCACAUCCAACCAAUUGCACUUUAUGUCAAAUGUGUAUCCUUCAGCAAAUCGUCGAAAUUGAAUGCAAAUGUGAACCAGGCUUAAUAUUUUGGAUCAGUGAAUGUGUAAUUGGUGACAGUGAUACUUGUGAACCUUGGAAUUAA
Messenger RNA from Chironomus riparius, 597 nucleotides. The record is from the annotation of a GenBank genome assembly. NCBI's taxonomy places the organism in Eukaryota, Metazoa, Arthropoda, Insecta, Diptera, Chironomidae.